This is a messenger RNA of Cyclocybe aegerita, 732 nucleotides long. Lineage: Eukaryota; Fungi; Basidiomycota; Agaricomycetes; Agaricales; Hemipholiotaceae. The record is from the annotation of a GenBank genome assembly.
AUGGUCCUCAUUGGAAUCAUGCCCGCGUUCACUUUUGCCCUCGGCACCUGGCAACUAAAACGACUCAAAUGGAAGAUAAAUCUCAUUGACGAAUUAGAGGAAAAGUUAGAACUACAACCCCUGGCUCUUCCUUCUAAGAUCAAUCUUUCAGUGAUACCUGAGUUUGUCUUCCGAAGGGUGGCCCUCAAGGGAAGAUGGGAUCACGCCCAUACUAUGCUGCUAUCGCCUCGAGUGCGAGAAGGCGUCCACGGCGUCCAUGUAGUGACUCCACUCGUCCGGGAGAAUGGAUCUACAGUCCUCGUCGAUCGAGGGUUUGUCUCGAAGGAUUUUGUCGCUUCCCUGGAUUCGAAACGUGAAGAAGGCGAAGUCGAAGUGCUGGGGAUGCUUCGAACCUCUCAAUAUCGAAACCGAUUUACACCUGACAAUGAUCCUGAUAAUGGAAUGUGGUAUUGGGUUGACGUCGAAGGAAUGGCCAAUUAUGCCGGCGGGGAGGAGGCAAGAGUCCAGCCCGUAUUCAUUGAACAAAUUUUCGAGGGACACGCGGGAGAGGCAAAUACUAGGCUCGAGAAGGGUAUUCCAAUUGGUCGUGCCCCUACCGUCGACCUGCGGAAUUCGCACCUUUCCUAUGUAAUCACUUGGUACGCACUGUCUGGACUUACUGCCUUCAUGUUUUGGCGGGUUCUCAAGAAUAAGCAAAAGUCACCUGGGCGUCGCAUGCCGCGUUUCGGAUGA